Molecule: messenger RNA, 669 nt
Organism: Aureobasidium melanogenum CBS 110374
Lineage: Eukaryota; Fungi; Ascomycota; Dothideomycetes; Dothideales; Saccotheciaceae
Exons: 1
Source: RefSeq, a predicted model, not a curated record
AUGCCUGGUUCAAAGUCAACGCGCUCCGUCCUGGUGACAGGUGCGCUUCUUUCGUUGGCAUCCCAGGCGCUGGGACACAUGGAGAUGAGCUGGCCUUAUCCUCUUCACAGCAAAUACAACCCUGAGAACAGCUACAACAUCAUUGACUACAGUAUGACUUCACCACUUUUCGCCGAUGGCUCCAACUUCCCUUGCAAAGGUUAUCAAAAUGAUCGACCUUUCGUUCCUGUCGUUACCUACUCUGCUGGUUCGACCUACAACAUGACACUCACUGGCUCCGCUACUCACGGUGGCGGUUCCUGUCAGCUUUCGCUCUCUUACGACAACGGCGCAACUUUCAGAGUCAUCAAGUCGAUGAUGGGAGGAUGUCCCUUGACAUCGACUUAUGACUUCACCAUUCCCUCUUAUGUUCCCAAUGGAGAUGCUCUCUUUGCUUGGUCCUGGCAGAACGAGAUCGGAAACCGCGAGUUCUACAUGAACUGCGCAACCGUCUCCAUUCAAGGUUCUUCGGCGUCAAAGCGCGAUACUGAGAGCUUCGAGGCUCUGCCUUUCAUCUGGAAGGCCAACCUUAAAGGUAUCAACGACUGUGUAACCGUUGAAGGUGACGAUCCUGUGUAUCCUGAGCCUGGUCCGCAGGUUCAAUACGGCGGCAAGAUUACUAGCUCUAGU